CUUCCUCCUCUUCGAGCCUCUCCCCGACCCCCAUUCCCUUCCGCCCCCCGCCUCCCCAGCCCGCCGGCGGCUAUCCCCGGCGGCCAAGCUGUCUCGCCGCCGCCCCGCCUGGCACUGGCACCUACGGCGUGGACCCCAGCGAAACCACGUGGCCGCCUAACCCGCUAUAAAUCCCCCACCCCCGCCCGCUUACCCACCGCAGAGAUCACACACAAUUCACUCCAGCCCCUUGCCACCGCACUCGAAAACCUCUCUCUUCCUCCCUGCAAGAGUCUCCAGGAAAGAAAGAGAGGGAGAGAUCGAUCUUGCGUCGCCAAGAUGUUCAUCGAGAGCUUCCGCGUGGAGAGCCCGAACGUGAGGUACGGCGCGGGGGAGAUCGAGUCCGAGUACCGCUACGACACCACGGAGCUGGUGCACGAGAGCCACGACGGCGCCUCCAAGUGGGUCGUCCGCCCCAAGUCCGUCAACUACCACUUCAAGACCAACACCAACGUCCCCAAGCUCGGGGUGAUGCUCGUGGGGUGGGGCGGCAACAAUGGCUCCACACUCAUGGCUGGGGUCAUCGCCAACAGGGAGGGGAUCUCAUGGGCGACAAAGGACAAGGUGCAGCAAGCCAACUACUUUGGGUCCCUCACCCAGGCCUCCACCAUCAGGGUCGGGAGCUACAACGGAGAGGAGAUCUAUGCACCCUUCAAGAGCCUCCUGCCCAUGGUAAACCCAGAUGACCUUGUGUUUGGGGGCUGGGAUAUUAGCAGCAUGAACCUGGCUGAUGCUAUGACCAGGGCCAAGGUGCUGGACAUUGACCUGCAGAAGCAGCUCAGGCCCUACAUGGAGUCCAUCGUGCCGCUCCCCGGCAUCUAUGACCCGGACUUCAUCGCUGCCAACCAGGGCUCCCGGGCUAACAAUGUCAUCAAGGGCACAAAGAAAGAGCAGAUGGAGCAGAUUAUCAAAGACAUAAGGGAGUUCAAGGAGAAGAACAAGGUGGACAAGGUAGUGGUGCUUUGGACGGCAAACACUGAAAGGUACAGCAACGUCUCUGUUGGGCUUAAUGACACGAUGGAGAACCUCUUGGCGUCUGUGGACAAGAACGAGGCAGAGAUAUCUCCAUCGACACUGUAUGCCAUUGCCUGCGUCAUGGAGGGUGUGCCGUUCAUCAACGGGAGCCCUCAGAACACCUUUGUGCCUGGGCUGAUCGAUCUUGCCAUUAAGAACAACUGCCUGAUUGGUGGUGAUGAUUUCAAGAGUGGCCAGACUAAGAUGAAAUCUGUCUUGGUGGAUUUCCUUGUUGGUGCUGGAAUCAAGCCCACCUCAAUUGUCAGCUACAACCAUCUGGGGAACAACGACGGGAUGAACCUAUCCGCACCGCAGACAUUCCGUUCCAAGGAGAUCUCCAAGAGCAACGUGGUGGAUGACAUGGUCUCGAGCAAUGCUAUCCUCUACGAGCCCGGGGAGCAUCCUGACCACGUCGUCGUGAUCAAGUAUGUGCCAUACGUUGGAGACAGCAAGAGGGCCAUGGACGAGUACACCUCGGAGAUCUUCAUGGGGGGCAAGAGCACCAUCGUGCUGCACAACACCUGCGAGGACUCGCUCCUCGCCGCACCCAUCAUCCUUGACCUGGUGCUCCUGGCCGAGCUCAGCACCAGGAUUCAGCUGAAAGCCGAGGGAGAGGACAAGUUCCACUCCUUCCAUCCGGUUGCCACCAUCCUGAGCUACCUCACCAAGGCACCCCUGGUUCCUCCUGGCACACCGGUGGUGAACGCCCUGGCGAAGCAGAGGGCGAUGCUGGAGAACAUCAUGAGGGCCUGCGUCGGCCUGGCGCCCGAGAACAACAUGAUCCUGGAGUACAAGUGAGGAGCAUGGCCCAAGCUCGCAGGGCCGAGAGCGACCGUACGUAUGUAGCAAGUGGCGGGGGGCGACGGGAGGGCAGGAGGAAGAAGAAGGCGAGAUCGGCUGUGCAAUUAUUUGGCGGCUUGUCUUUAGUUUCCUUUGCGAUUCUUUCCCUUGUUUAAGUUUACCCUGUAGUGUGUGUGUGUGUCCUUGCGAGACUAUUUCGGCUCUCUGUCUGGUCUCUGCGACUUGGUAGCUUCUCAUGGGCUCCAUGGUGUUGGAUGAUGUGGAGGGAGGAGGGUUCGUGUUAGCUAAGUUAGUCCACUCCCUCUGUUCGUGUUUUGUAAGUUAAUUAGUAGUAUGUGUGCUACUAGUAUAUGGAACUUUAAAUCGGUUCACCGGCGA
Molecule: messenger RNA, 2232 nt
Organism: Aegilops tauschii subsp. strangulata
Lineage: Eukaryota; Viridiplantae; Streptophyta; Magnoliopsida; Poales; Poaceae
Product: inositol-3-phosphate synthase
Biological process (GO): phospholipid biosynthetic process; inositol biosynthetic process
Molecular function (GO): inositol-3-phosphate synthase activity
Source: RefSeq, a predicted model, not a curated record